AUGUGGGUCAUUGUCGUUAUGAGCCUGAAGCAUCGAAGCACGGCACCACGCAGUAAGGGGAACUAUCGGACCGACGGAGAUCCCUCGUGGCACGAAAGUCGUCAUGCUCCGUUGCCGCGGCCGCGGCCGAGCGAUGCCUGCGACGCGUCGAAUGAUCAUUGCGAAAUGAGGCUAUUUUGUUCUGAUUUCUCGAUUUUAGUAAUCCUGCCGGCAGGUGGAUUUUCUGAUCGAUCAUCAGACGUCGUCAGCGUCCGAACGAAUGUGAUUCCUUGUGGGCGAGCAAAGCUGAGCCAAGGCAGGAACGCAGCUGAGAGUGUUGUUGUCCUAGUCCAGGUCGUCGACUCGCGUCCUCAUCAUUAUCAUCACUGUCACCCGACCCGGCCGGUCAGUCGCAAUGGUCGUCACGGUCACUCGAUGGACGACAGCCGUACUGGUGCCGUCGCUGUGCGCGGCGGUGCUCGUGCUGCUGCUUCCGGCGGCAUACUCGAGGAGCAUAGACUGGACCAGAUUCCACACGGAUGA
Soboliphyme baturini is the source of this 522-nucleotide messenger RNA. NCBI's taxonomy places the organism in Eukaryota, Metazoa, Nematoda, Enoplea, Dioctophymatida, Soboliphymatidae. The record is from the annotation of a GenBank genome assembly.